AUGACUGCUGAAAAUAUUACUCAUACUACCUGUGAAAUCGCCUUUGAAUUAAAGGAUGGUCGUCUUUUGGCAAACAAUCAAGAUGUCGCUUAUAUCUUGCCUAGUGAUGCUACUGAAGUCGCUCGAUUGCAAUUGAAUCAUAACUUGUGGAAUCUUUACAAGUCUGAAAUGCAUGAAAAGUUAACUCAAGGUGCUCGUGUCUUGGACAUUGGUUGUGGACCUGGAUGGUGGACUCUGGAUAUGGCUCGUUUAUACCCUAAUUCCGAGUUCAUCGGUAUUGAUAUGGCCGACGUUUUUUACACGCAAGACAAACCCGCCAAUGCUUCCUUCAAAAUAAUGAACGCUGGUACAGGAAUGGAUUUCGAGGAUGCGUCCUUUGAUUUUGUUUUCCAACGAUUCUUGGUGAUGGGAUUUCCCACUGAGCAAUAUCUUUUAUCCAUCAAGGAAAUGAAACGUAUUUUAAAGCCGGAGGGUUCCAUUGAGCUCUUAGAAUUAGUCAAUCAUUAUAAUAAUGCGGGUCCUGCCUUCAAGAAUAUCAGUGACUGGAGUAAACAUAUGGAUUCAUUCAUCGCUGAUAAAAUAUCCACUUAUCUUUUGGAUGCAGGUUAUGCCAACAUCCAGGAUAUCACUUACAAUGUGCCCAUUGGAAGCUGGGGCGGUGAACCCGGAGAGAUGUUCUUGGCUGUUCAAAAAAUGGCUCUCCCUGCAGUCAAGGUCAUGGUUACUGAAUUGACAGAAGUUACGAGUGAAGAGUACGACAAAAAUUUGGAGCUCGCCUUUAAAGAAGCGGAUGAACGUCAGAUUUCUACUAGAUUCAGAUUAAUUUACGCUACUAAAUAA
Mucor mucedo is the source of this 840-nucleotide messenger RNA. Its product is annotated as S-adenosyl-L-methionine-dependent methyltransferase. The transcript has 4 exons. NCBI's taxonomy places the organism in Eukaryota, Fungi, Mucoromycota, Mucoromycetes, Mucorales, Mucoraceae. Bases 1 to 840 code for a protein of 279 amino acids. Gene Ontology annotation, molecular function: methyltransferase activity. The record is from RefSeq and is a predicted model, not a curated record.